CCAGAGCCAGAGGGCAGGGCCAGAUGGGAUAUUGGGCAGGAAUUGUUCCCUGGGAGGGUGGGCAGGCCCUGGCACAGGGUGCCCAGAGAAGCUGUGGCUGCCCCUGGAUCCCUUUGAGUGCCCAAGGCCAGGCUGGACAUUGGGGCUGGGAGCAGCCUGGGACAGUGGGAGAUGUCCCUGCCAUGGCAGGGGUGGCACUGGAUGGGCUUUGAGGUCCCUCUCAAGCCAGUGUGUGAUUCAGUCUUCAGUAUUUACGAUGUGCAGUGUGUUUGAGUUAUUUGUGGGAUGCGACGGUAAUGCUGUAGGAGUGGGGUCUGUUUUAUUUAAGCCCGGUUUACAUUUCAAACUCUUGUCUGUCAGRGAAGGGAGACUGACAUGUUAAUUUCAUUUAUUUCUCCAUCAGAGCCCUUGGGAGAUGGCUCAGGGRUGAUUACGGUGGUGCUGGGGUGACACUGGGACAGGGUGACCUUGAAGGUCUCUUCCAGCCUUGAUGGUUCUGUGAACUACAGACAGUAAAAUGUGUUAAUUUAUCUUAGAACACCUGUAGUCAUGUUUGACUCCUGUGACCUUUCAGCCCUGAUCUGAUCUGACAGGGUUUGUUUGCAUUGCUCAUUUGUGGUGCAGUAAUGGGCCAGAGUCUUUGCUAUUUUAGUUUCAAUACCUGCUAUUAUGUAAAAACAAUUAAAACAUAAUAGUAAUGUACUUUUUACUGACACUUUAYGCUACUUUAGGGUUUCUGCGGUUCAGUUCCAAGAAAGGCAAACAACUAUGGUUUCGUCACUUAUGAAGAGUACURAUUAGUGAUAAUUAUAUUUAAUUAUAUUUAAUACCUCUCUUACCUUUGGAGGCGUUUCUGGUUUAUCUCUUUUUAUCAGUACCCACACCCUUGUUGUUCCUAAAAUACUGCUGGAGCACUGCUUGGAAAAACUGGGGUUUGACRAUCUCAGGGAGGAUUCAUGCCCUGAGUCCUGGGCAGCACAAGCUCAGUCAUGCACAAGAAAUGUUGGUGUCACAAGGACUUACUGGAAGUCACUGGUGCCAGUAAUUUGUUGCAUAAGCUCAGGAUUUAAAUUAAUUUAAUUGAGCUCUGAUUUUAAAUAAGCGUCUAAGGCAAGGCAAAGGCUGCAUUUAAGCUCUGAAUGACUGAGAAGUGCUGGAAGAAACCAAAGUGUUUGGUUCUGAUUCCUCCCACAGUGUCUGGAAUGRUCCCAAAGCCCCGAAAUGUAAGAAUUACUUCAGUCAAUCUCCACAGCACCUUGCAGUGGGAGGCACCAAGGUUUUCCAACGGGAAUAUCACCUACACUGUCCGAUCCAAGAGCAUCAACUUCCCUGGAGACUCCUAUGAGACCGUGAGGACCAACCUAAGCCUCCCUGAGUGCGACGUGUCCUCGCUGUCAGCGUACGGGGACUAUGUCCUGCAGCUCAGGGCCGAGGUGGGGCAGCUCCAUUCCCCAUGGCUCACCCUCCGCUUCAAACCCAUGGAUGACACAGUCAUUGGUCCCCCCGAGGUGAGGCUGAAGUCAGAGUCUGGGGCGCUGCAUGUGGAUUUCUCCGGGCCCUUUGCUGAGCACGAGCAGGACAAGUGGCCCCUGAGGCAGUACUAUGGCUCCUGGAAAUACAGGAUCCUCUACUGGAAAAAAGGCAGCAGAGAUACACACCUGAGUCCUGCUUCCUGGGUAACUCAGGUAGACACCAAACACAACUCAGAAAUCCUGUCCCARCUGGAGCCAUGGACAGUUUAUUGUGUCCAAGUGCAGGCGGUGAUUCCCGAAUGGAACAAGACAGGGGAGCUGAGCAGGGAGCUCUGUGAGCAGACAACCCACAAUGGUGUGACCCCUGUGUGGGUUAUUGUGACUGUUCUGCUGGGAUCCAUGCUGGUUGUUGUCACAGCUGUCACCGUUUGUUUCUUCUGCAGUUUUUAUCUGUACAGACUCACCAAACACGUUUUCUGCCCUUCCUACAUUUUCCCACAACACUUGAAAGAGUUUUUGAGCAAACCUCACAGUGCUCCGCAGCCUUUCCCUCCCCUUCCACAAGAAGAGCUCCUCGUUUAUGACAAGCUGACCGUGAUUUCAGAAGAAUCCCAAAACCUCAGUGAUGGGAGUGGGGAUGAGGCCAGCAGGACGCCAGAGCACCCCCAGGACUCUGCACAAGGGGACUCCGACUCUGGAGUGGGAGCAGCCUCAGAAAAGGCUCAAAUAUCCUAAAUAUCCUCAUUCUUCCUUGGAAAAGGAGAAGCAAAUGGACUUUUGUGUCUCUCUCAUUGCUGUUUUCUUCAGCAGUCAAAAUCCACAGACAAACACGUGGGCACAGACUUUUGACAGAAUAAUUUUAUUUUUGUAAGUACAAGAAACUUGGCUCUAAAUGAGGAAUUAAAUGAUCCAURACUUUUGCCACUGGUGGUUGUGGCUCCCUGAGGAGUUGUAGCAAUUCCUGGCACUGAUUGUCACAUUAAAAAGUAAAUGUCAUAUAUAUAUAUAAAAUACUGAUUAACUUUGAUGAACUAUUUAUUACAAAAACUAAUCAAAAUGUUUAUUAAAAAAAUAAUAUUUUGUWAAGAAGACCUGAUCUGAUUUAUUUUUAUUAAUGAGAAAUGGUGUGUUUUUAAGGAUGACCCCAUUGGCAUCAUCUUUCUAUGGAAUUUAUUUUUCCCUGAUGCAAAGUUUGUGAAGUUUUUAGGGCAGGAUGGACUGAUGUCUGUGGAAAACUUGGCAGCUAAACUGGGAGUGAAAUUAGGUCCAUUGAAUUAUCUGCUGAUGUGUAUUCUUAAUUUAAGAAGCCAAUGCAGGGAGCUGUGACUCCCUGUUCCCAGCCCAGCCUCACCUGCACAGGWAGA
Messenger RNA from Malurus melanocephalus (red-backed fairy wren), 2836 nucleotides. RefSeq names its product interleukin-10 receptor subunit beta-like. Lineage: Eukaryota; Metazoa; Chordata; Aves; Passeriformes; Maluridae. Gene Ontology annotation, molecular function: interleukin-10 receptor activity; protein binding. The record is from RefSeq and is a predicted model, not a curated record. The coding region runs from base 1140 to 2207 and encodes 355 amino acids. The transcript has 6 exons. Gene Ontology annotation, cellular component: membrane. Gene Ontology annotation, biological process: blood coagulation.